Messenger RNA from Eruca vesicaria subsp. sativa (arugula), 1249 nucleotides. Lineage: Eukaryota; Viridiplantae; Streptophyta; Magnoliopsida; Brassicales; Brassicaceae. The record is from the annotation of a GenBank genome assembly.
AUUGAGUCUCUGUACCUUUUGUUUCCUCAAUUCGUGACGCCAUUGCAAAGUCUCUUGAUCUGGAAAAAAAGCUUUUCUUCAUUUCCACUCUAAUUAAAUCAUAUUUGAUUCAAACCCAUCUUCAAGAAUCACCAUUAGAGGAGAAAAGUUAGCUCCUUUCUUCAUUUUUCCCUUAGUCGGUGCUUCCGAGAUUUCUCUCAUCUUGACACAUCAGCAACAGAAAUGGAGAUUUCGUUUCUUGAAACUUUCAUUUGCAGCGCUUUCGCAGCUUGUUUCGCAGAGUUAUGUACGGUACCAUUAGACACAGCUAAAGUAAGGCUUCAGCUACAAAGAAAGAUCCCUACUGGAGAUGGUGAUAAUUUGCCCAAGUACAGAGGCUCCUUGGGUACUCUUACUACCAUAGCAAGAGAAGAAGGUAUCUCAGGACUUUGGAAAGGCGUUAUUGCAGGACUGCAUCGACAAUGUAUCUAUGGUGGCUUAAGGAUUGGUUUAUAUGAGCCUGUCAAGACACUUUUGGUUGGGAGUGACUUUAUUGGGGAUAUUCCACUAUAUCAGAAGAUUCUUGCAGCUUUGUUAACCGGAGCUAUAGCUAUCAUUGUAGCUAAUCCAACUGAUCUUGUCAAAGUUCGGCUACAGUCAGAAGGAAAAUUACCAGUUGGGGUUCCUAGGCGUUACGCAGGAGCUGUAGACGCUUAUUUCACCAUAGUGAAGAUGGAGGGAGUUAGUGCGUUGUGGACAGGGCUUGGGCCUAAUAUUGCAAGGAACGCUAUUGUAAAUGCUGCAGAGCUGGCUAGUUAUGAUCAAAUCAAAGAGACAAUUAUGAAAAUUCCAGGGUUUGGAGACAGUGUUCUAACCCAUCUGCUAGCUGGUUUAGCUGCUGGGUUCUUUGCUGUUUGUAUUGGUUCUCCAGUUGAUGUGGUGAAAUCUAGAAUGAUGGGAGACUCUACUUACCGUAACACAAUCGAUUGCUUCAUCAAAACCAUGAAGACUGAGGGGAUUAUGGCUUUCUACAAAGGAUUCCUCCCGAAUUUUACACGGCUAGGAACUUGGAACGUUGUUAUGUUCCUCACACUAGAACAAGUGAAGAAAGUGUUUCUAAGAGAAGUAUUAUUAGAUUGAUUCCCUCGCUACAAAAACAUACCUUAUUACAUUAUUCGUUAUUAAGACCUCGAAUUGUUAGAGCAUAUAUAUACACUUCUGUCUACGUGAACAUCUUUCGUCAUUUAGAUUAAUAUUGAAACAUUCUUAU